Molecule: messenger RNA, 8007 nt
Organism: Mirounga angustirostris (Northern elephant seal)
Lineage: Eukaryota; Metazoa; Chordata; Mammalia; Carnivora; Phocidae
Gene: GAS7
Product: growth arrest specific 7
Exons: 14
Coding region: 477-2042 (521 amino acids)
Biological process (GO): actin filament polymerization; neuron projection morphogenesis
Cellular component (GO): actin filament; plasma membrane; cytoplasm
Molecular function (GO): actin filament binding
Source: RefSeq, a predicted model, not a curated record
CCGCUCCGCGGACGCCCGGCCGCUCGCUCCCUCGCCGCCGAGCCGGGCCCCCGGCGGGCGAUGCGCCGGAGCCCACCUCCCCCGGGAGCUGCGCAUUUCCGCGCGCCCGGGCGGCCCCGGCUCCGGCCGGCCCUCGCGGCCGCAGCCCGCGCUCCGCGUCCCCGGGAAGUUGUCUCCGGAGCCCGCGGCGCCUGGGUCUCCUCCCCCUGAGCCCCGCCCCCCAGCCCGGAGCUGGAUCUGCGAGCUGCCGGCCCGGGGGCGUCGCCGCUCGCUCCGCGAAGCCUGCGAGCCUCCGCUGCCCUGCGCGGAGCGCGCGUCCCCCGCCUGGCCGGGGACCCCCCGCGCACCCCGAGACGGCGCGCGCCCAGAGCGCGGGAGCCCGGAGCGCCGGGCGCCUGGGGCCCCGCGGAGCCGCUGCCCAGCCCGCGGGGCUCGGCAGGGAUGCAGGCUGCGCUGUGAGCCCGGGCGCCAAGGCCAUGUCCGGCGCCCGCUGCCGGACCCUGUACCCGUUCUCCGGGGAGCGGCACGGCCAGGGGCUGCGCUUCGCCGCGGGCGAGCUGAUCACGCUGCUGCAGGUCCCGGACGGCGGCUGGUGGGAAGGCGAGAAGGAGGACGGGCUCCGCGGCUGGUUCCCGGCGAGCUACGUGCAGUUGCUGGAGAAGCCUGGAAUGGUUCCCCCUCCUCUCGGAGAGGAAAGCCAGAUUGUUGUCCUUCCACCUGGCUGGCAGAGCUACCUGUCUCCUCAGGGCCGCCGUUACUAUGUCAACACGGCCACCAAUGAGACCACCUGGGAACGUCCGGGCAGUUCUCCUGGGAUUCCAGCCAGCCCUGGCCCUCACAGGAGCUCUCUUCCUCCAACAGUGAAUGGAUACCACGUGGCAGGGACCCCAGCGCACCCUCCCGAGACUGCCCACAUGAGUGUCCGAAAAUCCACCGGUGAUUCCCAGAACCUGGGAUCCUCAUCACCAAGCAAAAAGCACAGCAAGGAAAACACCAUCACGAUAAACUGCGUGACGUUCCCACACCCAGACACGAUGCCAGAGCAGCAGCUAUUGAAACCGACCGAGUGGAGCUAUUGUGACUAUUUCUGGGCUGAUAAGAAGGACCCCCAAGGCAAUGGCACGGUGGCUGGGUUUGAGCUCCUGCUUCAGAAGCAACUGAAGGGCAAGCAGAUGCAGAAGGAGAUGUCAGAAUUCAUCCGGGAGAGGAUAAAGAUCGAAGAGGAAUACGCGAAAAAUCUAGCUAAGCUCUCUCAGAACUCCUUGGCUGCUCAGGAGGAAGGCUCCCUGGGAGAAGCGUGGGCCCAGGUGAAGAAGAGCCUCGCGGAUGAGGCAGAAGUCCAUCUCAAGUUCUCCGCCAAGCUGCAUAGCGAGGUGGAGAAGCCCCUGAUGAACUUCCGAGAAAACUUCAAGAAGGACAUGAAGAAGUGUGACCACCACAUCGCGGACCUCCGCAAGCAGCUGGUCAGCCGCUACGCCGCGGUGGAGAAGGCCCGGAAGGCCCUCACGGAACGGCAGAGAGACCUGGAGAUGAAGACCCAGCAGCUGGAGAUCAAGCUGAGCAACAAGACGGAGGAGGACAUCAAGAAGGCGCGGAGGAAGUCCACGCAGGCUGGAGAUGACCUCAUGCGCUGUGUGGACCUCUACAACCAAGCCCAGUCCAAGUGGUUUGAAGAGAUGGUGACCACCACACUGGAGCUGGAGCGGCUGGAGGUGGAGAGGGUGGAGAUGAUCCGGCAACAUCUGUGUCAAUAUACGCAGCUUCGGCACGAGACAGACAUGUUCAACCAAAGUUCGAGCCCGUGGACCAACUGCUUCGAAAAGUGGACCCGGCCAAAGACAGGGAGCUGUGGGUCAGAGAGCACAAGACGGGCAACAUCCGCCCCGUGGACAUGGAGAUUUAGACGGGCACACACGGCCCCGGGGGUCCUGCGGAGGCGAGGGGCUGGGGGUCCCGUGGAGAGGAGGUGGCCGUGCCCGCCACGGGGCCCGCUGCCGAGUUCAGCUGCCCUCCCACCCCCUGUCUUGGGCCUGGUCCACUGAGCUGGGGCGAUUCCAGAAGGGCGGCCCUGCCGGGAGCUGCCGGUGUGCCCGGGCCAAGAAGACGGAUCCACAGCCCUACCCUUGUCUCCGAGGCCGAAGCCCCCCCCCCCCCGCCCCCCCAACUCCUGCACCGUGCUUGCAGCUCCAAGGACAAACUGAGGCUGGAGCUUUGUGGUCCCUGCUAAGAACCGGAGGGGUCCCCUCCCCACCCAGAACCACCUGUCCUAUACUUAGGCCCCUGGAAGCCCCAGGGCCCUUUGUCUAGCUGGCCCCCUGUGUCCCGGGCUUUGGAGGGUCACGGGAGAAAGGUCCCUGUCUCCAGCCACGUAUCAGGAUCAGAAUCGUGGAUCGAAGGCACCGUUCAGCUCCCAACAGCCCGCACCCAGAAUUCUUUGCAGACCACCCUCUUUAUUGUUUUCCCGUUGCAUUCUGGGAGCCCGCAUCCUGGCUCUUCUUGGCCCCCUUUCCACCGUCUGGGGUCUUGGGAAUAAGGCCUGGCUCCUCUCUACCCAGACUGAUCCUGCCUGGAGAGGUCAGGAUGGAACUACCUCAUUCAGCACAUCAGCCCCAAGUCAGAGUGUUGAGUCGCGUUUCAUAUUAGGUCAGGCAUCUUCUGUAGAGUCUCCGGGCUGGAAACCCCAAUCCAUCCAACCCUCAGCUGCUUCCUCAGGGAAGCUCCCUCCGGCCCCCCUCGCCGCCCCCUUCCCAGGCUCUUCGCUGGGCUGGCUUAGUCCCCUGUGGGAGGGGGGUUGGGAUGGGUCUUUGUCCCCACCCCCCUACCCCCCGCCCCUGCAGAGGGCUCCGCCUGCUAGUGCAUGGUGGGCGUGGGACCCCAUGUGACUUUUCUCUCCCUAGUGGGCACUGCACAGGCAUGGUAGACUCUUAUGGUCACAGCGGGGUGUCCCAUCCUGAGCAUGACGUGGGAAGCAUUCAGCACACCGCUCAUCAGUCCCUCCCUCUCUAGAAACACAGCAAACCCGUUCUCCACCAUGUCAGACCCUGAGAAUCCGCACCAGGGGACCGGAAGACGAAAUGACACCCCUCGCUCCCCUAACGUGAUUACGCGGCCAGCAGGGGGCAGAUUCUAGCCCAGAACCCACGCCCUGAGAACCCACGCCCCGAGAACCCAUCCUUCUUAGCUCAUCUUUCAAACCCUUGAUUACUUUCAACGUGCAGGACCCACAUGCGCCCUACAAGGGCAGGAUCCUAAGAGCACAACUCCCCGGUCCCUCGGUCUUCAUGCUGGGAAUUGAGGACUUACUCAUCUUGAGUCUUUUGGCACCUCUUUCGCUGGGUCAGAAUUAGGUGCUCACAGUUUAGAAUAGAAAGAUGCCCAAUGUCCUAAAGUAAGCCACACUCUGUCACUUGUCCUAUUGAACCAUCUCAACCAAAAAGGUCAGCGCGGAGGAUGGAUCUGUCCCUGGCAGGGAGGACCGCUGCUUCCGGAUCGGGGGUUGGGCAGGGACACCAGCGACCGAUUUUAGGAUAUUAUGUCUUGGUUUCUCUAUGAAAAAUGGGUGUUGGUAGUAAUUGCCUUGUGGCUUUAGUGGACUAAUUUGUGGUUGAUUUUCAAAUGUUCAAAGCCAAUAGCCUUGUUACUAACACAGAUAUUUUGAGUGUGAUACGGCUCAUUGGUUUUUGUUUUCUCCCUCCCUUCUGAGGGUUCCUGAGUCUUCCGGUCCUCCCUGGGACAGGGGGUGGGGGGCUCUCUUGCCUCGUCCCGGGGAGCCCGAGUUGGCCCAGUGUGGGUUUUCUGAAGUCAUUCUUCCCCCUCCCCCCACCCCCACUCCUCAGCUCACUCUCAUUAGCCUCUUCACAUUCUUUUCUUUUUUCUCUAUGCUCCUUCAUUCAUCAAAGAGCUUAGUCAGCAAUGUGCUAAGUUCUGGGGACAAGAGAGGGCAGGGGAAAGACCACCGUCUCUUCUUCUGCGUAGACUUACGUUUUCUCCAGGGUCUCGCAGGUCCUUAACCUUGGCCUUCACAUACAAGCACUCUUUGCAGAGUUGUGGUUUCCAGAGAUACUCUCUGUCAUGCUGGUACAUCUGCAUUCAUUCAUUCGUUCACUGAGCAGACCCUUGGGACGAGCCAGGCAUCGUGCAGGGCACCAGAAAUACAACCACAUGCAAGACACGCGCUCUUCCCCGGUCUCCUCUGUUCUCCAUGUAGACAAGAGGCUCUAAACCUCUCUGGAGAAUGAGAGCAUGGCACCUCUUCCACAUUUAACCGACUCGGAGCCUAACGUGAACAUGUCAUCCUAACAUGAACCACUGCCGUGUAGUAGUUCCCCGCUGGGUGGAAGGUGGUCAGCAACAAGGGUAUAUAAUCACCUGGUCCUCAGCGCAUGCAGCCCGGAUGCAAGUCGGACCACAGAGAUUUCUCUCAUUUCUUUUAAAUAACUCUCCUCACUUGACAGAGAAGAAGAAUGAAGCCCAAGGAUGGCCAGUGAGCCCAGGGAGUGAGGAUCGGGGUCUGUUAACAGGGCUUCCGCCCUGGGUGAACUAAGAUGAGGCUGAAGUCUAGAACAUCCCAAAGUGCCCUUCGGAAUAGCGCUCUAUCCGGUUGUUGCUGUUUUAUUUUAUUCUUGUAAAUUCGGCGUUGAGGUUAUAAGAGUGUACAGCGGGGCUUAUUCAGAGAGUGUCUAGGAUGUUCCUGGGCACAUCUGUUGUUCUCUAAGAACAAGUGAGCCCCUUCUACCUGGCCUUCUACAAGACAUGGAUGCACUUAGUUUUGUCUAUGAAAACCUGAUUUUUUGGGGGGAAAAAAAUCUCUAAGAUAAAUGGUGUUCAAAAUGAGUUGGUUGUCACAGCAACCUCCAGGAACAGCCACUAUUCCUUCCUUCUGUCGUUUUGGAUCAGUAUUGCAAAGCCUUGGCCAACCGGACCACAGGGCCAGCUCCCCGUGGGACCACCUUGGGCCUUCUUUCUACGCGCCCCCCCGCCCCACCCAGCGCCUGUCGGGCCGGGAGGAUUUCUGUACCAGGAGGCGCUUCUCUCUGGGGCUGGUUAAUGACCAAGGCGAACAGAAACAGUGUCCACACUCACAGACCGGGGGGAGAAGGGGGGUGUUUCUCUUCCCUUUGUGAAAACCAAUCAAUUACUAGAUUAGUGGAUGGCUACCUAAGAAUCUUGGCGAAGCCAAAGUCCCUUCUUGGAAACACUAGCCAUAAACUUCAAAGGACAUCAAAGACUUUGGCUUGUUGAAGUGAUUUGACUUCCAGCCGCGAGUGACCUUGAAAGGGAGAGUUUAAACAGGAUUCUGCAGACCCACUGGUGGUUAUGUAGGUAGGGAAAGCACUUCAGGCGUGUUAAGUGGGGUACAGAUCAGCGUAUUCCCCGAAUCCUCCGACCCCUCCCAGACCUACCGCCUUUUUUUUUUUUUUUUUUUUUUUUUAAAGAUUUGUUGAGGUGUUUGACAUACCUACGGGGGUUUAUUGACCUACAGUGAAAUGCACCCUUUUGAAGGAUAGGGUUCUGUGAAUUUUGACAAACCUACAGUCUUAAAACCACCAUCAAAAUCAUCAUCCUAUUUCUAUCACUCCUGAAAAUUCCCUCCAGCUCCUUUAGAGCCGAUCACCCACACCUGCUCCCCAUCCCGCCCCCUGGCGACCGCCGAUGGAUCAUCGGACCCUAUGAUGUUGCCUUUUUCUAGAAUGUCCUAUAAAAGGAGUCACUGAUGUAGCCAUCGAGUACGACUGCUUUCCCAAGGCUUCAUGCUUGGGGUCACCCACGUCGUGUGUGUCCCUAGCUCGUCCCCAUGUCUCGUGGAAUCCCGCUCUGUUGCAUGGGUGAACCACGUGCUUCCUCGCUCAUGAAAUGCGUUGUUUGUCCUGGAGGCUCCUGGCCCAGGGUCCUCAGCUUGUUUGCACGGCCGCUUCCUGUGCCUCCCGAGGCUCCCCCAAAUGCCAGCCUUGCCCACAGUAGUUCUUGGGGCUCACACUUGCCCUUGUGGUUCAUUUCAGGUUUUUGUGCAAAAAAGGGCCGGGGAUUGGGGGAGGGGUGCCUCCCACUUCCGCUGCACCCUGAAGCUUGCACCUCGGCUGGUAGAUCCACACACUCCUGGGGGGGCCCUCGCUUGAGCUCACACAGCCUUUGGCUUCUGAGCAUGAGGGGGCAUGGAAGGCGAACGAAUGAAUUGCAGGUGAAGACGCAGGGGGUGACCUUGGGCUGGCCAUGACCUUUCCCUGGGUCUCUGUUGCUCCAUCUGUAGGCUGCAGGUGUACCUUCUGGUCUCCCCAGGCUCCUCUAGCUACUGCACUCCCUCCGCCCCUUCCCGUUUUUCGGGGUCUGUACCGACACCAUCACGCUUGACCUGGGCCCCAUCAGCGCGGGUUGUGCGUGGUGGUGUCUGAAAUCCUCCUGAGAGGGAUACCCUGGCACUUCUCUUACUUAGACACGAAUGGAGCUAAAAUGAAGAGUUUCCCAAGCUGUUGAGAAUGAGGUAGUUCCUCCUAGGGCCCUGAAGGGAGCACUCAUACGUCAUUACCUUUGGGGGUCUCGCCCCCUGAUCUUUGAUCUCAUGUCCUGAGGUCUAUUUCCAAGGAGCCAGGCAGGCAUGAUGGAGACAGCCUCUUCCCGUGAGCUGCUUGGCAUUGCUGGAGGCUCGCUCAGCUGGUGGUCACACCAAGCCAAGCCUGUGUCUGCAGCCCACUGGGCGGGGGGGGGGGCGGCAGAUGGUGGCAGAGAUGGGACCAAACCCAGCCAGCGCCGGGCAGGCUAGGGCAUGACCCCCAAGGUGAUGACUCCCCCAAGCCGUGUCUCGAUGGUGCCUGCUCGAGGAGCUGUGAACCCUUGGAGGCAACCAGGCAGCCCUCUGAGCAAACGGAAGAUGUUCCUGGGGCCAGGCCAGGGGGCAGGGCAUGGGCCGUGGAGCUCAAGUCUGCAGGAUCCCAUUCUUCUUGGGCGCAUCCGGGUUGUUUUGCCAGGCAGGACUCUUGGCAUCCCGCCCCCACGGGAGUAUGACUUCUGUCUGGCCUUUCCUGAAAGUGGAGGACCCGCUGCGGUUGAGUGGGUCUGGGUGAGAAUAAGGCAGGUGACAGGAAUCAAUGUUUUGUUCUCUAACCUUCUGAUGGCGGGGCGUGGAAAGGAGCCUUUGUUGGGAAGUGUCUCUGAGGGAGCUGGGUUGGUGAUGAGCUUUGGGUCUCUCCCUGUCUGCUGUUCAGGGGACACUGACCCCUUGUGUUGGAGGGACAUUUCUAACAGGAUUGCAGUGGUGGAGGGCAAAGGGUCUGGGCACAUGGGUGCCGUCAUGGGGAUGGAGAGGGAAAGCGUUCGGUGCCAGGGCAGGAGCAGUGGACUGGCCCCACUCCGCCGCCUCGUGUGUCCUGUAACCCGAAGUGAAGUCACAUCCCCUGCCGGGACCUCCGUACUCCCUCGUUUGUCAAGUGAGCGGAGACACAUCCUUUCCAGCAGCAUCACAAGCAGCAAACUGGCUCUUGGGAGCUGUGGCCUCCAGGCAGCCGUGUGGACCCAGGAACAGACAUUCAAAGGGACACCAGCCAUCCCUUGGUGACAGGGGUCCCAAACUUGCAUAUCUUCCCUUCCCUGGGGACGGAGAUCAUGGUGGGGGUGGGGAUGGGGGGGUGGGGUACAGCCCUUUCACAGAUGAGCACAUCAGCAAACCCUAUGACAGUGGGAUUUUCUAACAGAAUAAACUUGCUUAUUUGGUCUGUUUUCUGUAACUUUUGCUAAAUACUUUAUACAUUUUUAAUGUUAAAAAAAAAGCUGUGUCUCCUGCCAGCAUUCUUCAUCCCGGUAUGAAUGUGUUUACGCCGCAUUGUAUAUCCUUCCAUCCUCUGGCUGCCUAGAUCAGUAAAUAAAAUUGAUGUACUAUAAUUUAUAAGUAACACUGUUGAAACUCUGAUCCCUAUGGAGGCUGUAACCUGCCCUUCCCCGCCCCUGUCCCCCCGUAAUAGCAUUUGUGUGUAUUAAUGCUAAAGAAUUAAAUGUUUAAAGGGUUUAAAUUUUGAA